AUAGAACCUUCUGGGAUCACUCCCAUGAAGUUUUUAAAGCAAUCCACACCAUCUUCUUCUUUUGCUCCAUUUUCACAACACAACAGACACCCUUCAGAAACAGAGCAAACAAACAAUGGCUGACGGCCUAUUUGGGCACCCAUUCACGCGAUUCCUCUGGAGUCCUCCAGUUUUCCGAGAGCGCUGGUCCGGUUCUACGGCACUCAUGGACUGGCUUGAAUCCCCAACUGCCCACAUAUUCAAAUUCAAUGUUCCAGGUUUUAGGAAGGAAGAGAUAAAGGUGCAGAUCGAAGAAGGCAACAUUUUGCAGAUAAAAGGGGAAGGUGGGAAAGAGGAGGCCAAUGGAAAAGACAUUGUUUGGCACGUGGCGGAGAGAGGGACGGCCGGGAAAUCAUUACCAGAGUUUUCUCGGGAAAUUGAACUGCCGGAUAAUGUGAAGGUGGAUCAGAUUAAAGCUCAGGUGGAGAAUGGUGUGCUCACCAUUCUUGUACCAAAAGAUGCUACCCCUAAACCAUCCAGAGUGCGAAAUAUCAAUAUUACUAGCAAGCUCUAAUAAAAGCAUAUAUGUCACCCUAGCUAGCCUGCUUGCUGCUAGUUGCUGCUGAGAAUAUGCAUAUGUAUUGUGCUACGGCUACAGCACAUGUUUAAUAAUCAAAUAAACAUGUAUCAACUUAAGCAUGUAAUAUACAUAUGAACUCGAUGAGGAUCACUCAAUUAUAUUUCA
This is a messenger RNA of Rosa rugosa (rugosa rose), 724 nucleotides long. RefSeq names its product 15.7 kDa heat shock protein, peroxisomal. Gene Ontology annotation, biological process: protein folding; response to hydrogen peroxide; response to salt stress. The record is from RefSeq and is a predicted model, not a curated record. The transcript has 2 exons. NCBI's taxonomy places the organism in Eukaryota, Viridiplantae, Streptophyta, Magnoliopsida, Rosales, Rosaceae. The coding region runs from base 116 to 553 and encodes 145 amino acids.